Messenger RNA from Pelobates cultripes (western spadefoot toad), 327 nucleotides. The record is from the annotation of a GenBank genome assembly. Lineage: Eukaryota; Metazoa; Chordata; Amphibia; Anura; Pelobatidae.
AUGGGGAAGAAGUUCAGAUGCCAGGGACCCGUCAAACCAGCGGGAUCCCGGGAUAUUGGAGAUCUCCUACUCCGGCCUUCCAGGGCCUCUGGCACCUUCGCGCCAAAAGAAAAUGGCGACUCGCUCUCUGCUUCCUCCACAGAACGGGUUAUGGAUGUGCUGGAUGAGAUCCCAGAUGCAGGGGGGCUUCAUCACCCCUCCUCAGAUGAAGACGAGUUGCCAUCUACCAAGGGCGACAUUAAGGCGCUUUUCUGCAACAUUCGACGUAAAGGCAGUAGAGGCAGAUACACAGGGCCUCACUUCAAGAUGCCUAACAAUGCAUCUUGA